UCUCUCUCUCUCUCUCUCUCUCUCCAUCUGGGUUUUGAUCUCUCUCUAUCUCUCAUGAGUUUCCUAAGCUUUGUGGAGGCGAAAUUGCCUCCAGGAUUUAGGUUCCAUCCAAGGGAUGAAGAGCUUGUAUGUGACUACUUAGUGAAAAAGGUCACCGGCAAAGGCAGCAGCAAUCCUAGUUCUUAUGACCCAGUACUCAUUGAAGUCGACUUGAACAAGAUUGAGCCAUGGGAUCUUCCAGAUAUUGCUUGUGUGGGUGGCAAGGAAUGGUAUUUCUUCAGUCUCCGGGACCGGAAAUACGCGACCGGACUGCGUACUAACCGUGCGACGGUGUCCGGCUACUGGAAGGCGACCGGAAAAGAUCGACCGGUGAUCGACGUCCGGACUGGGGCGAUUGUCGGCAUGCGAAAAACCCUAGUGUUCUAUCAAGGAAGAGCUCCAAAAGGGAAGAAAACUGAGUGGGUCAUGCAUGAAUUCAGGCUCGAGGGACCCUCUGAUGCAUCCAAAAUUCCAUUGAAGGAGGAUUGGGUCUUAUGUAGAGUGUUCUACAAGAGUAGAGGAAUAUCUGCCAAACCAAGCCAAGAAAACUCCUAUGAUGACACAAGCUCCUCAUCUCUCCCACCUUUGUUGGACUCUUUCCUUGCUUUUGACCAAACCCCAUUAAAUCUAGAGGGUUUUGAGCAAGUGCCCUGCUUCUCCAAUCUUUCCCAAAACACUACUUCCCAAACCAUACCCCAAAUCAUGCCCCAUCUACCACUUCUUGAACCCAACAUGUCUACCAUGAGCCUGGCCCACCUAGUGACCCCACCAGAUAUAGCCACCCUCUUCAACCCUCUUCAAUGUGAAAAAAAGGUCAUAAAAGCAGUUUUGGACCACUUCACCAAGAUAGAAAGCAACCAAAAGAUGAUGAUGGUGUCUCCAGGUUAUGAGGAAGGAAUCACUGAGAGCUAUUUUCCUGAAUUGGGUAUACCCACCAUGUGGGACCAUUGAUGAUUUUCAUGUGGUUUGGGACACUUGGGAAGGGUAUUUUAGUCAUUUGGAUUUGGAAAAUUUGUACAUAUAUGUGUUACCUACCUUUGCCACCAUUAAACACUUUUUCCCUCCAUGGGCAAGUUCAUAUCACUAGAACAUGUGGUAUUUGAAUUAUUGAUGUGUGGGGCCCAGGGGUAAAUCGGUCUUUUGUUCUCAAUUAUGUAUUAGCCAUUGGAUCAAAAUACAUGGAUUAAGUGGCCAAAA
This is a messenger RNA of Magnolia sinica, 1236 nucleotides long. RefSeq names its product NAC domain-containing protein 21/22-like. The transcript is spliced from 3 exons. Gene Ontology annotation, molecular function: DNA binding. The coding region runs from base 55 to 990 and encodes 311 amino acids. The record is from RefSeq and is a predicted model, not a curated record. Lineage: Eukaryota; Viridiplantae; Streptophyta; Magnoliopsida; Magnoliales; Magnoliaceae. Gene Ontology annotation, biological process: regulation of DNA-templated transcription.